ACCUUGGUGCGAGUUCUCGCGAGAUUGUCGGGGAGAUGGCGGGUGGCCGCCUGGUACCUGAGGGUCGCCUGAGUGCCGGCUGCUUCGCGCUCGGGGUGUCAGUCACUUUGGUGCCGGGGCUGAGUGGCACCCAGUCUGGUUUCAUCACCCGCGUACUGCUCGCUAUUUACCUGGCCUUCAUUAACGUCUUGUUACUGCUGUUAUACCGGGGGCUCCAUUACCAGGUUGCAGUGAGGGCUUGUUUCCUCGGCUUUGUUUGUGGCUGUGGUUUGUUACUGAGCUUUGGAGGAUCAUCAUGGCAGCACUUUGGCUGGUACUUGUGCUCUCUGAGUUUUUUUCACUAUUCAGAAUAUCUGGUGACUGCAGUUAUCAAUCCCAAGUCUCUCUCUCUGGAUUCCUUCCUGUUAAAUCAUAGCAUGGCAUACACACUUGCAGCUAUGUCAUCCUGGGUGGAAUUCACAAUCGAGAAACUUCUCUUUCCAGGUCUGAAACAGAUUACGUGGCUCAGUUUCUUGGGUUUGCUGAUGGUUCUCAUUGGCGAAUCUCUACGUAAGGCUGCCAUGUUAACAGCUGGGUCAAAUUUCAAUCAUAUUGUACAGAAUGAGAAGGCUGAAAGCCACCGGCUUGUCACCAAUGGCGUCUACUCUUGGUCGAGGCAUCCUUCCUAUGUGGGCUGGUUCUACUGGAGUAUUGGCACUCAGGUAAUUUUGUGUAACCCCAUCUGCAUUGUAGGAUAUACGUUGGCUUCAUGGCAUUUCUUUUGUGAGCGAAUCGAGGAAGAGGAGAUUACUCUGAUUCAGUUUUUUGGCAAAGACUAUGAGCAGUACAAGAAGCGGAUUCCAACACGGCUUCCCUUCAUCAAAGGUGCCAAAAUAGAUCCAUGAUGUUCGACGAUGUGGGAGAGGGAAAUGCACAAUCAAACGGACCGUGAAUACAUGGGCUACCGUUUAAUCCUUAGUACCUGAAUAUUGUUUGAUUUCAGCUUUGAAAAGAAUUCCACAGCUGUUGCUGUUGAGAAUAUGUUAGCUAGCUUCUCACUGUUAGAGCAAGGAAGUGGUGCUGCAGGGGACAAUGAGUUAUGAAUGGUGGGAACCAGAAACAUUGCGAAUUGUAGAGGCCACUUGCUGCAGCUAUUGCUAUGACAAAGCCAUUUGUUAUAAACUUGGUACUUCUCAUAAAGACUGUUCUUUUUUGACCAAAAAAAAGUCCACUGAGGGCUGCUUUAUACUGUGUAGGGAUGCAGCAGUAUUGCAAUAUACGAACACACUUUAUCAGGAAAGUAAAUUCCAUAAUUUACUGUUAACAGAGGAUAAUCAUGAUUUGUAGAAAACUGGGUCAGUUGCUUUUUGUUUUAUCUGGACCAAAACUUGUUGCAUCUUAUUUAGGAAGAUGCUAAAAUUAGUGAUAUUCUGCAUUGAACUUUUUUUUAAAAAUGACUAUCAAGAUCAGUUUUCCUCCUUUGUUCCAGUUAAACAUACAACCAGGCUAAUAACAUGCAAGUUUCCAAUGCUAAAGGACCUUCGUGAACAUAUUGCGUGAUAUUUCUACUAGCUAUGGGUCAAUUUUUCACAAUCUACAACAUUUGAGUCAAAUUGGCAAAUACAUUGCCAUUUUCAGUGAAGAGAAGUGAACUGGGGAUUGGUGAUAUUGGUGUAAUCAAGAGUGCCCUUUUGAAUGUUUUGCUGAGACAUAUUGAAUUGUGUAGAGAGAGCUGUAUCUAAUACGUGCUGUACUAGUCCUGGGAGUAUUUGAGGGGGCCAUCUAUAAGAACCUUUGUUCUAUAUUUAACCCAUAUGGUAUCUGACCUGAUCAACUACUUGAUGAUUCCAGGUACUUGAAAUGAAUGUGUCCCAUUGCCCAGCACAUCCCUCAACUUCAUGAGAAAAAUGCACACAAAUAAAUUUCCUCAUUCUAUUGAGUACAAUUUGAUUACCUCUGCACUGUUGGAAAGGGAAGGGGAAAGCUUUAAUUUACUUAAAUAUGAUAAGUAAAAACUGUAAAUGCUGGAAUUCUGAAAUAAAAUGGGUGCUUACCUGAAA
This is a messenger RNA of Chiloscyllium plagiosum (whitespotted bambooshark), 2039 nucleotides long. RefSeq names its product isoprenylcysteine carboxyl methyltransferase (gene icmt). The record is from RefSeq and is a predicted model, not a curated record. Gene Ontology annotation, cellular component: membrane; endoplasmic reticulum. Lineage: Eukaryota; Metazoa; Chordata; Chondrichthyes; Orectolobiformes; Hemiscylliidae. Gene Ontology annotation, molecular function: protein C-terminal S-isoprenylcysteine carboxyl O-methyltransferase activity. Gene Ontology annotation, biological process: C-terminal protein methylation.